AUGAACGCUACGUUUGAGAAGCGCCUCAACACAAAACCUGUAAAGUCAAGGCUGGGCAGAAACCUUCCGGUCCGACGAGUCGGGCAAGCUGAUUUGAGACAAAAACUGACUAAAGGCUCCAGACCAGGAGAUGCUCGAUCCGUUUUGCGUAAAAGAGUUCAAACCACGGUUAGACCCAAGCGCAUCAUUCGUGAUGCUCGAAGGCUUUUGCAACGAAGGCUUAGACCCAUUGUCAGAGCGCCUCAGCGUCGGCUUCCCCUGGUUAUACCGACGAAGACGGUCAGGAAUGAGUUGUUUUCUCGAGGUCGCGCCUCUAGAAUAGCUGGGACUGGGAGGCGGCCACUUCGUCGAUACGCUCCGUCCCACAUACCGGACUUGCUCAGUUUGCCAACCAUUGCUCCAGCUUCGUUUCUUCAGACCUCGGCCGCUGCCGGUCGCUUGUUCACCACCAUUUCCAACCCGAUGGAAGCGCUAGCCUCGAUACCUGUGACUGGCACAAAAGUCAGUCCCAUCCAAGGGUUCCGGGUGGAGAUUCGAAAUUUGCAGCCCUCAGUGACGCUGGACGACGUGUUUGAGCUGUUCAGUAGCAUUGGGACGCUUCGCCUUUGCAACCUGAUUCGCCCUGGGCACGCUGAAGUUGUGUUCAACGAAGCAUCUGACGCCAGAGAGGCUGUACGACGUUAUAAUAACCGUGAACUGGACGGACGACCGAUGAACGUGGCACUGAUCACGCAGGUUCCAGAUAGUCCAGCUGGUGGGUCACCCAGCAGUCGAAUUGCAUCUCGUCUAGGUCCCAGUCAUGGAGGCUUCAACACACGCGCUUCUGGUCAAUGGCAACAACGGAAUGCUGGUGGCGCUCAGUCCGGUCCAAGGAUGGAGGUCGAUAUGGAUGUGGUAAGGAAGGCGUUGUUCCACGUCAACGCAGGUGCUUCGGGUCCUCGGGGCCCGGUUGACUUCAACGUCAGUCUUCGUUAGUUGAUUUAAUCCAUUCGCAUGCCCCGCCCAUUACCGAAACAUUAUCAUAUCCACUUGACCCCUUCGCUCUCAACCAUGUUCGCACCUGCCUGCCGAAUUCUUCCACCGCUAGUACCCCCGAUACCAUUACAAAACUGAGAAAUCAGCCGUUGCUGUUGCUGUAUACCUCUUGUUGGUGAUCCGCCUUUCGCGUCUCGAAUAAUUCUCUGUUUCGUUCGGUAAAAUAUACUACUCUGUUCUACCUAUA
This is a messenger RNA of Opisthorchis viverrini, 1222 nucleotides long. RefSeq lists its product as hypothetical. The record is from RefSeq and is a predicted model, not a curated record. Gene Ontology annotation, molecular function: mRNA binding. NCBI's taxonomy places the organism in Eukaryota, Metazoa, Platyhelminthes, Trematoda, Opisthorchiida, Opisthorchiidae. The coding region runs from base 1 to 975 and encodes 324 amino acids. The transcript has 6 exons. Gene Ontology annotation, biological process: mRNA export from nucleus. Gene Ontology annotation, cellular component: nucleus.